AUAAGUGUCUCGAUUAGCGACUUGCCUCAUAGUGGUAGUCCUCGUCGGCAAGGCAGUUGAAGAAAGCGCCCUUCAAUACGUGAGAUCCCAAACAAGUUGAUCGUAUCUUUUGAUUUUAUCGCGCUAUUUCUACGUGCAAAGAUACGUGAUGGAUCCCUGGCAAUGUUUACUGUUACGAGUAGCUAUAUUUGUCAUCGGUGCAGGCCGUUCUUCGUUUACAAGUCCCUUGGGCGCAAACAGGUUUUCAGACACUUCCAUUAUCUCUCAAUCAGAAGAGCUUGGGGAGGAUUUUACUGUCAUGGACUGGAUUAACGAAGCAAACAAACCCUACAAUAUCGGACACGAAGGAGAUAUAGUUUUGACGGAGAGAGACUGGAACGUUUACGAGAAGGCACGUUUCAAAAGAAAUGCAGUGCGUCAGAGGAAAAAGAUUUGGCCCAACCGAAUUAUUCCAUAUGAGAUCGAAAAUGGACUAGACGCAUACAAGAAGAACAUCAUGUCUGCGAUUGAGGAGUUUCACAAAUACACCUGUAUCACUUUUAAAGAGAGGAAAGACGAGAGGAACUGGAUAAAAUUUAGCAAAGGAAAAGGAUGUUGGUCUUACAUUGGCCGAUUGUACUGGUUCAAGGGUCCUCAAAGUCUGUCGCUGGGGGCUAGAUGUAACAACAAAGGAAUAAUUAUGCAUGAGUUGAUGCAUGCAAUUGGGUUUUGGCACGAGCAGUCGAGGCCUGACCGAGAUGAGUACGUGGAAAUCAUCUGGGAGAAUAUUAAGAAGGGGAUGGAAAAUCAAUUUAACAAGUACAAACAUUCCAAAGUAGACAGUAUGGAUUUUGAUUAUGACUAUAAUAGCUUGAUGCAUUACAGUAAACGAACGUUUUCAAGAAAUGGUAAACCAACCGUGCGCGCUCUAAACAACCCUUACAUGUCUUUGGGACGCUCAGUCGGCUUCAGUUAUCUGGAUAUCAAGAAAUUAAACGCCCUAUAUGACUGCAAAAAUAAGGACAAAGUAGGCUGGAGCGAGUGGUCAGCGUACACCCCCUGUAACAGUAGGUGCAUGAAGUACCGCCAGCGGGUUUGCUUUUCGUCCCGGUCGCACUGUCCUGGGGCCGAUUCUCAUGGAAUAAAAACUGACCGGAGGAAGUGUACCAAAGAGGAAUGUUAUGCGCCUGUCAAGGGAAACUGGGGCCAAUGGGGUGUGUGGAGCGCUUGUGAUAAAUCAUGUGGUUACGGCAAACGGAAGAGAACAAGAUCAUGCAACGACCCGGCACCUAAAUAUGGCGGGAAAACGUGCGUGGGAGCAAACACACAAAUGCGCACGUGCAACAUGAAGGCGUGUCCUGACAAUUCAAACGCUUGUGAUUUCGAUAAAGACUAUUGUAAUUGGACAAACGUCUGGAGUACGUCACCAUCUUUUAAGUGGUAUCGUCACAAAGGUCCUACCCCGAGUAGGAACACAGGACCAGGAGGAGAUCAUGGCACAGGCAAUGGCUAUUACCUCUACCUAGAAUCUUCUUAUCCCGCGCGGUUUGGUUUCAAGUCUCAGCUAAUGAGCCACUCGCUCAAUCCCUCGGAGGACUGGUGCAUAAGCUGGUGGUACAGUAUGAAUGGUCGGACUGUGGGCCAUCUUAGCGUUUACCUGAUAAACACUGAGUUGGGAACCAAAACGAAACUGUGGUCCCAAUCAGGGGAACAGGGAAAGCGGUGGAAACAAGGGUUCUCUUCACUGAAAUCUGACUCGCAUUUUAGGAUCAUGUUUGAAGGUACACGAGGUCGAGGCUACACGGGAGAUAUAGCAUUAGAUGACGUGCAGUUUAGGAAAGGAUCUUGUCAACUUAAUGGAUUUGUAAAAUACUAAAACAAUGGAAAUGUAUAUAUUUGGGUGAAAAACUGUACUCGAUGGUCUUGAGUGCGGCCCGCGGCCGAAUGCCAUACUCAAGACCCAAGGGCACCGUUUUUUUUCCAUGCAGAUCAAUUUAGACCACUAAAUAAUCUAUUUAAUUUUUUUGCUGGUUUGUUUUUACCACUUUGUCGGGAAUGGCGUGAAAAAUUCCGUAAAAAGCUGGACCGGUUACGAGUGCGCGAUUAGCCGAUCAGAUUCAUGGAUUGAAAUUCCUGCCCUCUGAUAUACAUCAGAAAAAAAAAAUUUUGUCAUUUCUCAGACGCUUAUGUAGGUUAUGAUGUGUCAGGCAUAUAGUUUUUCUUACAGAAAUGAUAUAAAAAAGCCCGAAAGCUCACAGAAAUUAAAGAAAGUUUAAAAGACUUUACUACAGUGAUAGAAAAAUAGAUUUUAUUAGGUACGGUGUACUAAAAUUUUACACACAUCUUCAGUUGUCGUAGAACCUUUGAAACUUUCUACUCCUUAUAAAAUAAAAAAAAAACUUAAAAAAAAGACAAGGCGCGUAUACAAAAGUGAGAUGAGAUCAUACUCGGCGUUUUUUAGGUACACAUUUGCGACGAUUUCAAUCUGAGUCUUGGCUGUAUAUACAAAUCUUUCAGAUAACAUUUUUUUCCUCGGGCUCAUGCGGGGAAAAAUUUCCAAAAAAUAGAUUAAAAGCAUGGUGUAAAAUAGGAACUGUACCAUUGUCAUACUCGAAAGUUUCUAACUACCUUUUAUAGCAUAGUUUACAUAUCGUAGAUGAGUAGAGGGUACAUAUGAGGGGCGACCAUUUGUACCAGACAAAUUUAAUUCCAAACCAAUCUUUUGUAAAAAUAGUAAUUUUCCGAAGCGUUCAAUCUAGUAAUAUAUUUCUAUUCUUUCGUAUCUUUAGAUCCUUUUAUCAUAUAUUGGCUUAUUUUCUCAAAUCUAUUUUUUCAAUUUAUUUUUUUAGAACCAAGGAGAUCGAAAAAAUGUUAUUCUUUUUUUGUUAGUGAAAUCCUGUCAAGAUUAUUCUCAGUUGCUUAACGUGAAACGAUCGUUAGUUGAUUUUCCAAAACGAAGAGUAGAAACACUUUUCUUCUGUUUGUAAAAAUUAGAUAAAUGUCUGGAAACUUCCCAUUUUCCCAGCGGUAAUAAGUUUGUAAGUUAUCGUUACAAUUUCAGUACAAAAUUAGGCAGGAAAGAAGAUAGAAAUUAAAACGUUUAUGACAUUGGGAUGUUUGAUUUCGCGCAAAAUUCUCUUAAUUUCUCUUCCAAAAAUGUAUCAUAAUUAGUUGGGAGAGUUAGCUCUUAGAUCUUAAGUGUGAAAGGGUGAAUAGAGUGUUUUAGACAAUCCACCUCCCGGCAUACAAUGUAUCGUAGCAAGACAAUAUUCGACAUUUCGUAUUUUUAAAGAAAAAUUAAAACUGCUGUAAGAUAAACCAGGACGGAAAAAUAAACUUAAAAACUAUUGGGUUUAAUUGCAUAAGACAUACAGUGCCUGGUUUUUUCACUCAUUGAGAUUUGCUUUUUACGCUCCGCAACCGAUUUAUUUUUCUAACAUGUGUACUUGUAAUUCUAAUGAAUAUUUAUAAGCUUUAUUUAUCGUAGAUAUAACGUUCCAAUUAUUUAUGUGCCUUAUUAAACGCUAUUU
Molecule: messenger RNA, 3509 nt
Organism: Pocillopora verrucosa
Lineage: Eukaryota; Metazoa; Cnidaria; Anthozoa; Scleractinia; Pocilloporidae
Biological process (GO): proteolysis
Cellular component (GO): membrane
Molecular function (GO): zinc ion binding; metalloendopeptidase activity
Source: RefSeq, a predicted model, not a curated record